Molecule: messenger RNA, 579 nt
Organism: Cordyceps fumosorosea ARSEF 2679
Lineage: Eukaryota; Fungi; Ascomycota; Sordariomycetes; Hypocreales; Cordycipitaceae
Exons: 2
Coding region: 1-579 (192 amino acids)
Source: RefSeq, a predicted model, not a curated record
AUGCCGUCUAAUAAAGAUCGCCUCUAUGUUGCCCUCUUCGCCAGAGCCGGAAAGAAGCUAAAGAUGCCAGGUGGCGAGGACAAGUACCACUGGGCCCUCAUCCUCGCGCCCAAGCACGACCCCUCCUCCUCCCAGGCCGGUCUCCAGAUCGACGUCAAGAACACCCUCCGCCUCGUCGGCCAGCCCCCCCUCGCCGACACCUCCUGGCGCCUCGAAGUCGUCGACCUCGCCGCGCACCCGACCACGCGGCUGCUCGCGCGCGUGCUGUUCGCCAAGGUGCGCGACCGCGAGCGGCUCCUCACCCUACUCACCGGUGACGUACCGGUGCGGGCGGAGCGGGAGGGGUGGAACUGCGUGGCGUGGGUGCGCGAGGCGUUCGAGGUGGUGGUCGGAGGAGGAGGAGGGGAGGAUGACGGGGGCGUGCUGGGGAGGCGCUUCGAGGGGGGCUGGGAGGAGGUGCGCGAGGUGGCGAUGGGGUAUGUGCGGAGAAAGCAGGCGGAGGGAAGGUUUGACGCGUCGUUUGACCAGGUGAGGGUGCCGACGUGGGAUGCGCUUCGUGGCGUCGAGUUGGUGCCUUGA